Molecule: messenger RNA, 729 nt
Organism: Lycium barbarum (goji berry)
Lineage: Eukaryota; Viridiplantae; Streptophyta; Magnoliopsida; Solanales; Solanaceae
Product: desiccation-related protein PCC3-06-like
Exons: 3
Coding region: 54-524 (156 amino acids)
Source: RefSeq, a predicted model, not a curated record
UUACGAAGAACAAUCAAAUCAAUUUCAAGAAUAAAUAAAUAAAUUAUAGAGAAAUGACAAGCAUGACUCUAAUACCUACUCUUACAAAGAUCCAAAAUGCACGAGCUAUCAUAGGACAUAGCCCUUUGAGGACUAGGGUAUUUGUUGGUGCAACACCCAAACCUUUCCAGGUAAGUAAACGACAUCUAGGGAUGGCAUUUAAAGAUGAGGCUCGUAACGCAGCUGAAAAAGGUGUUGAUGCAGCGAAACAAGGCGCUGAAACAGCCAAAAAAGCCGGCCAAGAAGCCAAAAACGAGACUGCCUCUGCUGCUGAUGAGGUGAUGCGGAAAACAAAGGUAAUGGGAGAUAAGGUGGCGGAUGCAGCACAAGACAUGGCUGGAAAAGCAAAAGAAACAGCCCAAGAAGCAUGGGGUUCAGUUAAGGACACUACCCAAAAGAUGAAAGACACUGUAAUUGGCAAGGCUGAAGAAUCCAAAGAGGCUAUCAAAAAUAAUGUCAACCACAACAUGAACAACAAGAAUUAAAGAUUUUAUAUUUUGAUAUAGAGACAUUAUCUCUCAUUCAUAUUGACUAGCUAUUUUCUUUUUGAUGUUUAGAGGCUUAAUUUUCUUUUGUUGAAACCGCAGACACAAGUUUGCUGAGUUUCUAUAGUUGGAUAUAUAAAUAUGUCAACCUUCUGUUAUUAUGACGUUGUCUAUAGUCUAUAUGUAGAUUGAUUAGAAUUUUGCU